Molecule: messenger RNA, 3664 nt
Organism: Hemibagrus wyckioides
Lineage: Eukaryota; Metazoa; Chordata; Actinopteri; Siluriformes; Bagridae
Product: actin-binding LIM protein 3-like
Exons: 21
Coding region: 575-2293 (572 amino acids)
Biological process (GO): lamellipodium assembly; cilium assembly; cytoskeleton organization
Cellular component (GO): stress fiber; actin cytoskeleton
Molecular function (GO): actin filament binding
Source: RefSeq, a predicted model, not a curated record
GGCUUGGUGUAGGGCAGGUGAAGCUGAGAGGGGCAGAAAACAUUCUUUGUUCAUCUUUCCACACGUCUAAACACAGAGAAGUGUCGCUGCUUGAAAGCUCUUAAAUGUAACUGAAGAAGCUCAGGAGUGUGUCACCAUCAUCACCACCACCACCAUCAUCAUCCUCAUCAUCCUCAUCACCACCACCACUAUCACGGGACGGUGAGGACGGCAGUAAGCAACUCGAGGAGCUCGGAACUCCGUGUAGAAGAGAUGCUGCGUGCUGUGAGCCGGACUCUGUGAACCGUGAACCGCUGCAGAACAUCACCGAGCUGGCUGCUGUCCAAUCCAACCGCCUGCUUAAGCGGUUUGUGCGCGAAGGCAACCGGAAACACCCAUCCGCAUCCUACUCAGGAGUCCGAGUCUGUCCGAGUGUGUCCGAGUCUGUCAGUGCACCUCAACCCGCAGCUGCUCCUGGGACCGAGAGGAGUUGGACAUCAGAAGAACCCGUGUGUUAGGAGACGUGGAGCUCUUCUCUUUCUCUUCAUUUAAACAUCAUGCUGGAUUAGUGCUGGAUGAGAAGACACUUUUCACCAUGAGCACGAACGGCCCGUACCAGCACCGCAGCUACGGUGGAGGAAGUGGAGGCCACGGUCACGAGUCCAUCUCCUGCUUCCGAUGCGGUGACGUAUGCAAAGGAGAAGUGGUGCGCGUGCAGAACGUCCACUUUCACGUCAAGUGUUUCACCUGCCAGGUGUGCGGCUGUGACCUCGCCUGUUCUGGAUUCUUCCAGCAGGCCGGUGAGUACAUCUGCACCGAGGACUACCAGCGGCUUUAUGGCACUAAAUGUGACAGCUGUGGUGAAUUCAUCAGCGGGGAGGUGGUGUCUGCUCUGAACAGGGCGUACCAUCCCAAGUGCUUCGUCUGCACCAUCUGCAGGAAGCCGUUCCCCAUCGGAGACAGGGUGACCUUCUGCGGGAAGAAGUGUGUGUGUCAGCAGUGCUCACACACACUUGUCAGCAGCAACGAGCCCGUCAAGAUCCACGGGCCGAGUCACUGUGCAGGCUGUAAGGAGGAGAUAACUCAGGGUCAGUCUCUCUUGGCUCUGGAGAAACAGUGGCAUGUCAGCUGCUUUAAGUGUCAUACCUGUGGCACAGUCCUGACAGGAGAGUACAUCAGCAAAAACGGGAUUCCAUACUGCGAGGCCGAUUAUCACCGUCAGUUUGGCAUCAGGUGUGAGACAUGCCACAGAUACGUCAGUGGGAAAGUGCUGGAGGCCGGUGGAAAGCAUUAUCACCCGACGUGUGCUCGCUGUGCACGCUGCCAGAUGACGUUCACUGAAGGAGAGGAGAUGUACCUGGCAGGUUCGGAGGUGUGGCAUCCGAUGUGUAAGCAGGCUGCGAGGAUGGAGAGGAAACUCAGGCUAAGACGCACCUCAGAGGCCUCUAUCUCUCCUCCCGGCUCCAGUAUAGGAUCUCCCAGCCGGGUCAUUUGUUCUCUGGGAACUCUCUCUGUGUAUUCUCAGGAUAUCUACGACACUUUGGACCUCAGGCAUCGGCGUUCCUCCAGCCCGGGCUACAUCGACUCGCCCACGUACGGCCGUCAGGGAACGUCUCCCGCUGGGCCGCGUUCUCCUCAGCUCUACUACCGCUACGGCCACGACAGUGGCAGGAGUUCUCCGUGUUACAGUCGGCUCGACGCCAGGUCCAGCAUGUCCGCCAUGUACCAAGCGCCCAAGCAUUUUCACCUCCCAGCCACCGGGGAGGCCAACAUCUACAGGAAGCCACCCAUCUAUAAGAGACACGCUGUGAAGAGUAAAACCAACGAAGAAAUUCUGUCUUCCCCUUUUUCAUCACCGGACCAUUUCCAGCACUACUACCACUAUGCUGGCUCACCCAAAGUUCCUCGAGCUCGCCGGUUCUCCUCAGGCGGAGAGGAAGACGGCUGGACUCAGAACAUUAACAGAAUCCAGGCCGGAAUCGGGAGGAUGAUCCUGAAGGAAGAGAUGAAGGCCAGGUCUGGUUCCUAUGACAACGACCCUUGGGCCAGCGCACGUAACUCUCGCAGUGGCAGCAAAGAAACGCUGCCCGGACUAGGCUACAGUGACACUGUUAACGGCUCUCCCAGGUCGCAGUACAGCACAGACAGUGAUCCAUUCAUCUCGAAAUCUGCUUCGUUGCCAGGUUAUGGCAGGAACGGUCUAAACAGGCCCCACAGUGCAGAUUAUUUCCACUAUGACAGCAGCAAUGCAGUAAACUGGGGAUUUAGAGAUUUAUCCGUAUCAGGAUCUCAUCGUCACUGUCCGAGGUCGUAACACGCUGCCCGGUGACGUGGACAGGACGAGAUUAGAGACACCUUUCCCCUGAGGAGUUCUACCGGGUGUUCGGGAUGACGAUGUCCGAUUUUGAGCGCUUGGCACUGUGGAAACAAAAUGAACUGAAGAAGCAGGCGAGGCUGUUCUAGAAAAUAUAACUGUGGACCUCACCUCAGGACCGACAAGCAGAGAAGCUCUGGAGGGUUAAAGAUCUGGAUCAGAGAUGUGUUCCAUCAAACCGGACACGACGAAGCGUACUCCACCCCAUAGACUGACGGACACACGAACGACACUCUGUCCAGAUAUACCUUACAUGUGAGAUCCACUGACCUAAAACGGCUUAACGAACGAAGUGCGUGCGGCUCGUUUGAUUUUAUUUCCGACUCCUGCAGAAUCCUUAACUUCAGGUUGCACCGUAUGGAAGACGUAUGUGACAGAACGUUGCCUUACAUGUGAGAAUGUCAGGUUAACACCAGCAAGUGUGUAAAGAGAUGAAAAAAAAGAAUGUUGGAUGUAUGGAGAUGUUUCAUAGCCAUCACUUGUGAGAGAGUGUAUCGUGAAUAUUUUGCAAAACCAAAGUUUGGAAGCGCAUAUGCCAUACUUGGGCAGAAAUGCUUCAUCAGGUGGAGAACGAAUGAGAUUUAUGAACGAGUAGAAUGUGGGGGAAAAAAAAGGGUUAUCAGGACGAGAUGCUACUUGAACAACUUGAAACGAUGCAAAGUACGAAAAAGAAAUUCCUGACGUUUUAAAAAAAUGUUUACUUAACACCUUUAGCCCUCUUUCUUCAUUCCUUUUUGCCUUAAUUAACAAAAGGUUAAAAUAGCAACCUCAUUCGAAAUCAGGAACAUUUAUUUACCACAGAUCAGCCGUGUUCAGUGUUCGUUUGCUUCAAGACUAGAUCCCUAAAUCUCUUCACUUCAAUACACAAACAUCUCAAAUUGCUUAAUGGUUCCCUCCAUUUUCAAUAACCAUUGUGUCUUUUCAUUUGAAAUCUAAACAAGCUUCAGGAAGGAGACAUGAAACGAUCAGAAGACAGCUGGGUCCGGUUGUAAAAUACACAUCAUGAUACAUUUUCCAUCGCAAAACAUUUUCAGUCGAAUUCUGAUCAGAUUUCUGCAGCUGCUGUGUAAAAGCCUUUAUAUAGCGGGAGCAACAUUGUGCAAUUCCAUAUACUUUUGUUCUUCUUUUUUGAAUAAUACUAUUAACUACUUUAAAGAGCAUAUGAGCGGAUUUAAAACUGUGUCACAUUUUCAGCUGAUAGAGAUAAUAGUGAAGAAAAUCUUGACUUUUAUAGACCAAGUAUGAUUAAUGAACUUAAACGAUUAAUUAAAAAACUAAAAGUAAUACAGUGUUAAUUUUAUUUAAGUAAAA